UCGGGUGUUCCCCAGGGUUCACAUCUUGGCCCCUUAUUGUUUUUGAUUUUUAUCAACGACAUCAAAGAAUGCUUCAAGCAUUGUAUCAUCCUCUUAUACGCCGAUGACCUGAAAAUUUUCAGAAGAAUAACAUCUCUCCAGGAUUGCUACAAUAUACAGGAAGAUCUCCAAAGAUUUUUGGUCUACUGUUACAAAAAUAAACUUAAGCUCAACUAUGAUAAGUGUGCAUGUAUUACUUUUACAAGGAAGAAUAAUUGGAUCAACUUUCGAUACCAUCUGGAACAGAAUAGCGUUGUCAGGGUGGACCAAGUUAGAGACCUUGGCAUACUAUUUGACUCAAAACUGACUUUUCAUGCUCAUUUCGAUCUUGUCAUGUCUACUUCUAAUAAGGCAUUAGGUUUUUUAUGUAGAAUAUGCAAGGACUUUCAGGACGAAGCGGCGGUGAAAUCUCUGUAUUAUUCCUUUGUAUUCAGUAAACUUAGUUAUGGUAGUGUAGUGUGGUCUCCAUAUUAUAAUGUGCACAAGCUACGGUUUGAAAGACUGCAAAAUAAAUUGAUCGUGAUGAAUUGCUACGACUCGCCGGAGUUAUUAUCACUCGUGCAUUUUCAUGUACCGCAGAGGCAAACGAGAAAUAGACAGCUUUUUCAUAACAGAAGUUUCAGGACAAACGUGGGUAGGAAUUCCCCUGUGACCAGGAUGUGUGACCACUUUAAUAAAUAUGUCAUUGAUUUAAAUAUUUUCAUUAUGUCCUUGCUCUCCUUCAAGAAGAAAUGUAAGGAAAUUUUCUGUUUAUAAGACAGUGCAUACUAGUUAUUUAGGUUUUUCUUUUUUGUGGAAUGUACAUUGUUGGUUUCCCGGAUAACCGUGGGUACUUUUGUAGACACUUAUAAGUUUUUUGUAUUCUAUCUAUUUGUGGAUGCUAUUUUGGGUGUAACCUGUUUGUAUCCCUUUUUCU
Coccinella septempunctata (seven-spotted ladybird) is the source of this 955-nucleotide messenger RNA. RefSeq lists its product as uncharacterized. Bases 373 to 795 code for a protein of 140 amino acids. The transcript has 2 exons. Lineage: Eukaryota; Metazoa; Arthropoda; Insecta; Coleoptera; Coccinellidae. The record is from RefSeq and is a predicted model, not a curated record.